This is a messenger RNA of Magnolia sinica, 724 nucleotides long. RefSeq lists its product as uncharacterized. Bases 281 to 724 code for a protein of 147 amino acids. The record is from RefSeq and is a predicted model, not a curated record. Gene Ontology annotation, cellular component: chloroplast. Gene Ontology annotation, molecular function: shikimate kinase activity. The transcript has 6 exons. Lineage: Eukaryota; Viridiplantae; Streptophyta; Magnoliopsida; Magnoliales; Magnoliaceae.
UUCUGUGUAACAGGUGGGGUUCAGGGCCAGCUGUUUACAUCGGUAGAUAGGGUGAACAGCUUCUAGCACAAGUGGUGAAUGCGUCAGCUGCUGCAGAUCAGGGCCAAGCUGCUACUCCAGCAGUGGUCAUUGCUCUAGUCCUUGCGCUAAUCUGCUUGCAGCCACCAGGGCGGAGAAUCAUGGCCUUUUAUCAUCGUUGUUGUUAAUGGAGACCGGAAUCUGACAUAGAGGCAGCGGACACUACUCGAAGAGUUCGUGAAAGAGGAGCAGCAGGGAGGAUAUGAUAAGGACACUACCGCUGCUGGGGCAUCCAGGUUGUGGAGACGGCGGACGCUUUACAGGAGGCUGGAUGUUUCGCAGUCGUUCUGGAAUGUGUGCCUGCACCUGUAGCUGCAGCUGCAACCUCAGGAAGGCAUUGGAGCUGGCCUUUUCUGCAGCGGCCAGCCUAGUCAAGGUCAAGCAGGAACAACGAAAACGUUACCCAUCUGUUGCAACUAGAGGUGGUGCAGUGAUAUGGCCAAUCAACUGGAGAUAUAUGAAACAAGGGAUCACCGUUUGGUUAGAUGUGCCUCUCAAAGCUUUGGUAAGGCGGAUUGCUGCUGUAGGGACUGAUUCUUGUCCUCUUUUGCACCAAGAAUCUGGCGAUGCUUACACAAAGGCUGAGAAAGAGGCCUUUGAGGAAGCAGAGAAAGUGAGACGGGCUCAAGAAGAAGAGGCAACUUAA